UCAAUUAAAACGCUUGAUUUCAUCAUUUGACUGUCAUGUCCAUGAAUUACAUUUAUUAAUAAACAUUGACGGCCUUCCUUUAUAUAAAAGUUCUCCAGGCCAAGCAAUUCCUAUAUUGGUUUCAAUUGUUAAUGUCCCUGAACUUCAAAAAAUAGUUUUUCCUAUUGGACUUUACUACGGUUUCCAAAAACCUAAUGAUAUGGGUAAUUUUUUAACUCCAUUUGUAUUAAAAACCAUAGAAUUGUCAGAAAAAGGUUUUUUAACUGCUAAUGGCACAAAUAUGUUUGUUAAAAUUGUUGGCUUUGUCUGUGACGCACCUGCGAAAAAAGAUAUAUUAGGCAUUAAAGGUCAUGGCGGCUACUAUUCUUGUACCAGGUGUACCGUGCGAGGUACUACUCUUAAUAAUAAGCGAGUUUUUACUGAUCUUAAUUGUCGUACUAGAACAAGUGAUGAUUUUAUUAAUUGGAUAGAUCCAAAUUAUCGAUUAGUUGAUACAUGUUUAGUAAAAAUACCUGGAAUUGAUUUUGUGCAUUCUAUCAUUCUUGACAUAAUGCAUUUGGUAUACUUAGGAGUGAUGCGGACCAUGCUUUUAACAUGGUAUGAUGGAGAUUUACCUUUUAAGCUAUCACGG
Messenger RNA from Acyrthosiphon pisum (pea aphid), 631 nucleotides. RefSeq lists its product as uncharacterized. The annotation marks the transcript as partial. The record is from RefSeq and is a predicted model, not a curated record. Lineage: Eukaryota; Metazoa; Arthropoda; Insecta; Hemiptera; Aphididae. The transcript has a single exon.